AUGGUAGUUUGUUGGAAUACUGCCCAUGAAGAAACUAUGCGCAUGUAUUUAUAUUUAGGGAUAUUAUUGAUUAUUUUAAUGCCUAAUGUGAUUCGAGCUCAAUUAUCAAAGAAGGACAAAAUGAGGAACAGAAUGUUGACAGAAUUACUACGUGUUGAAAGGAAGAAGGAACUGAGGAUAGGAGAAUGUUGCCCUUCAAUAACAGAGAAAAUCCAUCCGCGUGGUGGUUUAUCUAGAAACAAUGAAUUAUUAGAAUUGUAUAGAGAUCACAAGACUAUACAGGCUUUUUACCAAACUAAAUGUUUACCCGGUGUGGCUAAAAAUACAUGUCAAUUUUUGGACAAAAAAUAUCAAGCAAUUUCGCGGUGUGUUCAAAAGUAUACUUAUAUGUACGCCAUAGUACGGGAUUUCAAUAUCUCCCAACCGUAUAGGGUAGAUUACAUUCGAAUCAAGACGGGUUGUUCUUGUGAGUUAGUGACAGAUCUUGAAGAGUUUUCUUAG
Lottia gigantea (owl limpet) is the source of this 501-nucleotide messenger RNA. RefSeq lists its product as hypothetical. Gene Ontology annotation, cellular component: extracellular region. Gene Ontology annotation, biological process: regulation of Toll signaling pathway; innate immune response; central nervous system formation. Bases 1 to 501 code for a protein of 166 amino acids. Gene Ontology annotation, molecular function: growth factor activity; Toll binding. The transcript has 3 exons. The record is from RefSeq and is a predicted model, not a curated record. Lineage: Eukaryota; Metazoa; Mollusca; Gastropoda; Lottiidae.